GAUAAAGUCGCCGGCGGUUUUGUGUCACAUUAUCUCCUUGAGAAAUCAAGAGUGUGUCGGCAGGCUGACGGUGAACGAAACUAUCACAUUUUCUAUCAGUUGAUCGCUGGAGCUCCAGAUGAUUUGUACAAGAAGCUUCGACUCGCUGCUUCAGACAAAUUCAAGGUUACUUUACCUGAAGCAUGGUACGACAAGCUUUUUCGUUGCGGUCCCGGCUCCAAGUCAAGAGUCAGCUCCGAGCGCCUCAGCGAACAGGCGCGCAAAUCCGGUCUGCUGACCGAUGCCAUCGUUGACGAUGCAGCUGACUUCUCUCAUCUAGUUGAUGGUCUUGGAAGAGCCGGACUCACCAAGGAUGAGGUAUAG
Cooperia oncophora is the source of this 363-nucleotide messenger RNA. NCBI's taxonomy places the organism in Eukaryota, Metazoa, Nematoda, Chromadorea, Rhabditida, Trichostrongylidae. The record is from the annotation of a GenBank genome assembly.